ACUUGUCAUAGAAGACUGUGUGAUCUCGAAUCUUUUGCCUUUUUGUAGAUCUAUAAAAAUUAAAAAAGUAUUAGCAGUCAUCCUUUGAUUCUUUGCUUUGAUUUUACAAUUUGUACAAAAAUUUGGCUCCUAAAUGAUAAUUUUAUGCCCGAAAAAAAGGAUUAAUUGAAAUAAAAUCAAACAUCAGUAUGUGGAAAAUGGUUUAUUACACAAAAUAGUGAAGUUUAUUCAAAAUGGUUUACGAAUCCAUACCACGAACAGUACGGAUCCUUCUGCUAGGAGAACCUGGAGUUGGAAAGACAUCACUAAUAUUGUCUUUAGUGACUGAAGAAUUUACAGAACAUGUACCACCUAAAGCGGAAGAGAUCACGAUUCCAGCAGAUGUAACGCCGGAACAAGUACCAACUAAUAUUGUCGAUAUUUGCACUGCUGAACAGUCAUUAGAACAAGUGGCAGAGGAAAUAGAAAGGGCUCAUGUAAUAUGUAUAGUUUUUUCAGUUGACAGACAAGAAACAUUGAGUAAAAUAGCCUCAUAUUGGUUACCUUUUGUUAGAGAAAACUGUUCAGAUGAUUACAGAAAGCCUGUCAUACUCGUGGGAAACAAGAUAGACUUGAUCGACUAUUCUGUUAUAGAUAAUAUUUGGGAUAUAGCAGAAGAAUAUCCAGAAGUGGAUAGAUGUAUAGAAUGUUCUGCAAAGUCACUCAUUAAUGUUUCUGAAAUGUUUUAUAAUGCUCAGAAGGCUGUAUUACAUCCAAUCAGCCCAAUUUAUUCGAUAGAAGAACAAGAGCUGACAGAAAAUUGUAAAAGAGCACUCACACGGAUAUUUAAAAUAUGUGACUUGGAUGGUGAUGGUUUGCUUGAUGAUUAUGAAGUAACAAUGUUUCAGAAAAAAUGUUUUGAUUCACCUUUACAAUUACAGGUUUUAGAUGAAGUAAAAUCUGUAAUUGCUCAAAACAUAGCUGGUGGAAUUGAAAAUGAUUGCAUUACAAUAAAAGGAUUUAUUUUCUUACAUUGUUUAUUCAUACAAAGGGGAAGAAAUGAGACAACAUGGACUGUUCUGCGAAAGUUUGGUUAUGACGAAAGCUUAGAAUUAACACACAGUUACUUGUAUGCUAACAUUAAAGUACCAAUAGGUUGCACUUCUGAGUUGUCUUACAAAGGACAGCAAUUUUUGACACAAUUAUUUGAAAAAUAUGAUAGAGACAAAGAUGGUAUGCUUAAUCCAACAGAACUAAAAAAUGUUUUUUCCUGCUGCACAAGAAUACCAUGGCAUAACUUGCGAUAUACUGUGCCUACAAAUGAAAAGGGUUAUUUAACUCUACAAGGUUGGAUGUGUCGCUGGACAUUGAUGGCAUUAACAGACUUGCAAAGUACAAGUGCCUACUUAGCGUAUCUGGGUUUUAAUUUCUUAGAAAAUGAGUCUCAAAGAACGGCUAUACACAUAACUCGGGAGAAGAAGAUUGACAUCGCCAAAAAACAGUCAAGCCGCAAUGUUUACCAAUGUCACGUCAUUGGCCCUCGGUCUUGCGGGAAAACAUCGAUUUGUAGAAGUUUCCUUGGCAUAGCACAUAAGAAGAUCAAACCGCAUGCAAACGAGCGUGGCGAUAGCAACACUGCCGAAAAUUAUUGCAUCAAUACUGUUCUUGUAUAUGGCCAAGAGAAGUAUUUAGUAUUGAAGGAGAUUCCAAUCACGCGCGUCUCGGACCCGCUACAGCCGCAUGAAGUGAACUGUGAUGUCGCAUGUUUGGUAUACGAUGUGGGCGCCAGUCGAUCCUUUGAGUAUAUUGCGAGGAUAUACAUAAAAUAUUUCGCCGAAAGCCACAUCCCCGUUUUAAUAGUGGGCACUAAAGGCGACAUGCUCAUCACCAGGCAAGAGUACAUUCUACAACCAGAAGUCUUCUGCAACAAAUACCAACUGCUACCUCCGCAACUGUUCAACAUAAGAGAAAACAAACACGACGUUUUCAUUAAAUUGGCGACCAUGGCAGCAUUUCCACACUUGAAACAUUUUGCAAGUUUAUCCGGAGACAACUCGUCAUGGUGGAAGGCCGGCAUCGGCGUCGCAGCUGCCACCGUCGUAGGACUUGUUCUUAUUAAGAUAUUUAGCUUCCAAAAACGAUGAACUAAGAUACUGCCACUGUUUAACUUAAUUAUUGUACAUAACAUAACUUAUUAAAAUAGUAUUGAAUCGUGCAUUGUUGUUUUGAAAGCUUGUUGAAAAUAACCAAAGAAACAAUUUGAAUGCAUAGUAUAUUUUUUGUUGUAAAUAAAAUAGUUAAUGGUAUGGAAA
Molecule: messenger RNA, 2291 nt
Organism: Manduca sexta (tobacco hornworm)
Lineage: Eukaryota; Metazoa; Arthropoda; Insecta; Lepidoptera; Sphingidae
Gene: Miro
Product: mitochondrial Rho GTPase
Exons: 11
Coding region: 234-2123 (629 amino acids)
Biological process (GO): mitochondrion organization; regulation of mitochondrion organization; mitochondrion transport along microtubule
Cellular component (GO): mitochondrial outer membrane
Molecular function (GO): GTP binding; calcium ion binding; GTPase activity
Source: RefSeq, a predicted model, not a curated record